This is a messenger RNA of Atta colombica, 3067 nucleotides long. It is a transcript of the gene SppL, whose product is annotated as signal peptide peptidase-like 3. The transcript is spliced from 6 exons. NCBI's taxonomy places the organism in Eukaryota, Metazoa, Arthropoda, Insecta, Hymenoptera, Formicidae. Gene Ontology annotation, molecular function: aspartic endopeptidase activity, intramembrane cleaving. Gene Ontology annotation, cellular component: Golgi-associated vesicle membrane; cytoplasmic side of endoplasmic reticulum membrane; lumenal side of endoplasmic reticulum membrane. Bases 1374 to 2558 code for a protein of 394 amino acids. Gene Ontology annotation, biological process: membrane protein proteolysis. The record is from RefSeq and is a predicted model, not a curated record.
AUCUCUCGCAAUCGUACGCUUGUAAGACAUACGGAUAACACGAGUUUUUUAAACACCCGGUAGACGUACUUGCGGCAGCAGACAAACUUGCGCUCGCUUGAGCUCGAGCCUCGAGCAGUGGUUGACCCGCGCGCAGUAGUUCUCAACACUUUUCAAUUUCUCACCAAUCUCAUCGCGGUCCGGCGGUCGGCGAUAGAGUGAAUAGAGUUGAGUGUAGAGUGUGAUGCCCGGUGGUCGUGACGUCGUAAUCGCGACCGCGCGCCGCCGAUAGAUAGACUCAGCUCAGCGUGUCGUACUUAUUACGGUCCCGUUGUCGCUUGUACGACUGCUCACGGUAGGCCGAUGAGGUGAUGUGAAGUUCUGCGGCGGGCCCAAACUUUGGAUCGCCCAGGCGAGAGCUGCGUCGCGUAUCGUGCAGGCGUGAGACGAGAUUUCGGUCGCAAGGCGAGCGUCGAGCGUCGAGCGCGAGCACGAGGGGUUUUCUGGAGUAAAGGGAGUAGCAAAUCUCUUAGGGGCCAGCGGGGGAUCACGUGACCCGAGUGUUUACCAAAAUGGUGAACGUCCAUGGUGCGAUACGAACGGCAUUGCGUUCCGUCCGCACGGGAGCGGCCGCGCGGCGCUCGGUUGCGUAAAUAGCUGCGAUCAGCUGUGCUACGCUACGUGCGCGAAGCGAAGGGAGAGAGAGAGAGAGAGAGAGAGAGAGAGAGAGAGAGAGAGAGAGAGCGGGCGCGCACGCAGUGCUUCGUGCUUCGGCGUUCCAAUCGUCCCGACACGGUCGCGGCGUCGCACGUCGCGUCCAGUCGCGUCUCAUCCCGUCGCGUCCUGGACGAGUCGAUCUUUACACGUCGUCGAUUAUCUCCGUCGUCGGCCCCUUUUCUCGUUUGCAUUCUUUUCGGCUGGCGUUCAUUUCGCUACUACGCCACGCACGCAGACGCAGCGCAUCUUUACGGGCGAAAGUUGGAAAGUGGAUGCGAUCACGAGAGAUGCCAGAAUUCGACGCGGAGGCAGUCACGCUACGACGAUUGCCUCCUAGCCACGCGAUGGUAUUACGCUAGACCGAAUUUUUCGCGAUGUCGUUGAUUGAGUUAAUUCGUCUCGCUGCACCGAGCUUGUCCUCGAUCCGCUCGCCGUCCACACUGUAAGAAUCCUCACGCUAGAAUCUUUUUUAUUUCUUUACAUUGCAACGCUAAGGUGGUGAUCCGAGGCUUCCACAGGCCUAAUUCCAUUCGCCAAUAAUGUUAUACUCGAGGAAUACCAGCAGAUGAUCUCUGAUAUAGGUUAGUGCAAGUAAAAAGCACUUGAACAACGGACAUCUAAAUGUCAGGAGGUGUUGUCGCAUAGCGCUUGAGUGCUGAGGCCAGGCAUUCUUAAACAUGGCCACGUAUCAAGUUGACUACCAGUGGGCUUAUUCUAUAAUGGAUUCAUCUAGGAUAUCCACUUUCCUAAUAUCAAUUCUACUGAUAGUUUACGGUAGUUUCCGAUCUCUAAACAUGGAGCAAGAGGCAAGGGAAAGAGAAAAGGAGAAGGAACGUAGUAAUUUAUUGACUGGGAUUACUAGUAAUAGUAGCGCCGGUAAUCCGGACUGCAUUAAUGGAGGAAGAGUUCAGACUCUCGAUACGAUGCAUGCUCUCUGUCUACCUCUCGGUGCUUCCAUUUCUCUACUCAUCAUGUUUUUCUUUUUUGACAGUAUGCAGAUGCUUCUUGCAAUUUGUACUGCCAUUAUAGCUACAGUUGCAUUGGCGUUUCUGUUAUUGCCCAUGUGUCAGUAUAUCAUUAGACCGUGUUCUGAUGGUAACAAAAUAUCUUUCGGUGUCUGUGGAAGAUUUACGGGUGCGGAAUUACUCUCAUUUUCGCUCAGUGUGAGUAUAGUAUGCAUCUGGGUUUUGACUGGACAUUGGCUGCUGAUGGAUGCAAUGGGUAUGGGCCUGUGCGUGGCGUUUAUUGCAUUUGUUCGAUUACCUAGUCUCAAGGUAUCCACAUUGUUAUUAACCGGACUGCUGAUUUAUGAUGUCUUCUGGGUUUUCUUUUCGUCCUACAUAUUCAGCACAAAUGUAAUGGUUAAGGUAGCAACUAGGCCUGCAGAUAAUCCAGUAAGUCUUGUGGCUAGAAGAUUACACUUAGGCGGUGUGGCGAGAGCUGCGCCGAAAUUACCUUUACCUGGAAAAUUAGUUUUUCCAUCGAUACAUCAAGCGGGACAUUUUUCAAUGUUGGGCCUUGGCGAUAUUGUCAUGCCGGGUCUAUUGCUCUGUUUUGUUCUGCGAUACGAUGCGUACAAAAAGACUCAGCUUUUACCCGGCGGCUGUGAAACUGGAGUACCACCACCGCGCCACUUCAGCCGAAUUAGUUAUUUUCAUUGCUCUUUGAUUGGUUAUUUUCUUGGUCUACUCACCGCCACUGUAAGCUCUGAGGUGUUCAAAGCUGCACAGCCUGCCUUAUUGUACCUUGUGCCCUUCACUUUGUUGCCGCUGCUCACAAUGGCGUAUUUGAAGGGAGAUUUACGUCGAAUGUGGAGUGAACCAUUCAUAUCUCAACAACCUUCUACACAUAUGGACGUUUGACAAGAGUCAUGGAUCUAAAUAUAUGGACAUUUGACAAGAGUCAUGGGUCUUUGUAUAUUAUGUUGUAUGGGAGACAAGAUUCUUGCAUGAAAUUCAUCCUCAUAUAAUUUCAUAGUUAUUUUCAUCAACGUCAUUUAAUGUAAGUAAUUUUUUCUACACAUAUAUGCAUGUGCGCAAUUCAUUCGCAUUCUUUUAAAAAUCAGUAUGACAUACAGAGAAUAAAUCAGAUCUAAGGAUCAAUAUGAUUAUUUGUGAUUUAAAAAUAUAUGUAUAAAAAUACAUACCGCAUAAAUAAUUUAAAUGUAAAAUAAUGUCACGAAUGUAAUGUUAGCAGUGCAAAAAACUUUUUACCGAAAUAAUAGAGGACGAGGAGAUCUCUGAGAAUAUUUUAAGAAUGCCAAAUAACACACACACACACACACGCGCGCGCGCGCGCGUGUGUGUGUGUAUGUGUGUAUUGGCAUUCUUUUUGUGUCUUAACUUGAUGUUGAGUAUAUGGAUAGACAUUG